AUGAUUGAAUAUAAUAAUAAUAAGGAACAUAAAACCGUUCCAGAAGAUUCAGAAGAAGCAAAAAAAUAUUUAUCAGGACAAGAAAAAACUAAAAAUGAUUCAAUAAAAACAAAUAAUGAUGACAAUAAAGGACAAUCAAAAACCGAGAAUAAUUUUGCUACUAUUUCCUCUGAUAUUAAGGAUAAUUUAGUCUCAUCAUCAUCAGCAACACCAAUAUCUAAUAAAAAAUCUUCAAAUCCUAUACAAAAACAAAAACCAAAAUCACAACUUAAUUCAAUAUUGAAAUCAAGAGAUAAGUUUGGUAGACCUAAAUCCAAAUUAAUUAACUCACUUAACAAAAAACCUACAAAAUUAAAUACUUUGGAAAAAUCUAAAAUGGAUUGGAAUAAAUUUACUAAUAACGAAGGAAUUGUAGAUGAAUUAAAAUAUCAUAAUAAAAAUGGUUAUGUUGAAAAACAAGAAUUUUUGCAACGUGCAUAUGAUAAACAAGUAGAAGAUAUAAAAUCUUUAAGGCAGGCAACAAGAAAACAAUGA
Messenger RNA from Entrophospora sp. SA101, 534 nucleotides. Lineage: Eukaryota; Fungi; Glomeromycota; Glomeromycetes; Entrophosporales; Entrophosporaceae. The record is from the annotation of a GenBank genome assembly.